AUUUAAUUUUAGUUAGACAUCGAUCCCCAUGACUUCUACUGCUACUACUCACAAACCUAGCUAGCUACCUUCAAUCUCCCACAUAUAAUUCCCACAGCUUUCCAUACCCUACUGCUCUCUUUGAUCCAAAACCCUAUAUUUACAGCCAGUACCGUACGUGUUUAUCUCUUCAUGCACUGUUUCUCCCGUUUUUUUGUGAGACGCAUGAGAUAGAUCCAGAUAAGUCUCAAGCUCGAGAAUUUUGACUUCUUCUUGGCCUGCCCGGCUUGCUCUAUACGUAGUACUGCCAGUUUAAUUGGUUUUGUGGCCGCGCCAGCUCGCUCAUGGCUGACUCCGAGGACGAGUCUGGAGGAGGGCAAAACAACGCAAACUUCAACGGCGAGUACUCUUCCCUGAGAGAGCAGGACAGGCUUUUGCCUAUAGCAAACGUGAGCAGGAUCAUGAAGAAAGCGUUGCCGGCCAACGGGAAGAUCUCCAAGGAAGCUAAAGAAACCGUACAAGAAUGUGUGUCGGAAUUCAUCAGCUUCAUUACCGGAGAAGCCUCCGAUAAGUGCCAGAGGGAGAAGAGGAAGACCAUCAACGGCGACGAUCUUCUGUGGGCCAUGACAACGCUGGGGUUCGAAGAGUAUGUGGAGCCGUUGAAGAUUUAUCUGCAGAAGUUCAGAGAGAUGGAGGGAGAAAAGAGUAGCAGUACUACUAGUACAGCUGUGGCCGGCGGAAGGCAAGGGGAGAGGGAUAUUGGCGGCGAUGGCAGUGUUGGGAAUAGUGGGAACUCUGGGGUUGGGAUGAUGUAUGGUGGGGUGCAAUCCACUAUGAUGAUGAUGGGUCAUAAUUAUCAUGGUGGCCAUGACAUGUAUGGAUCAUCAGUCAGUGGAAGUGGUAGUGGAGCCUCCUCUGGAAGGCAAAGGUAGGUCCAAUUGUUUCAAGGAUAAUGUUUUUUUUUUUUUUUUGGAUAUGCAUGCAUGAUAGAAUGGUGAUGAUGAUGAUGAUGAUGAUUUCAAUUUGAUAACUUUGCUGAAUGUUUACUUA
Molecule: messenger RNA, 1029 nt
Organism: Juglans microcarpa x Juglans regia
Lineage: Eukaryota; Viridiplantae; Streptophyta; Magnoliopsida; Fagales; Juglandaceae
Product: nuclear transcription factor Y subunit B-3
Exons: 1
Coding region: 324-911 (195 amino acids)
Biological process (GO): regulation of transcription by RNA polymerase II
Cellular component (GO): nucleus; CCAAT-binding factor complex
Molecular function (GO): DNA-binding transcription activator activity, RNA polymerase II-specific; protein heterodimerization activity; RNA polymerase II cis-regulatory region sequence-specific DNA binding
Source: RefSeq, a predicted model, not a curated record